UGGAUCUAUCCAUUAUAAUCUCCGGUCAAUUUACACAACCAUGGCAGGAAUAGUUUGGCAAUACAGACAAAUACCACCCAAUCGCGCCGCAGUCGAAGGUUUAGUCAACCAAGGAAUCCAGUGGCUGAACAACAACGGAUACAAUAAUGGAGCCGAAGUUAUUGGAGCUACAAUUCGGUGGCCGGAUCACAACACAACCCGGGCCUUGGGGGAUGCGUAUGAUUACUAUCAAGAGAGUCAGAGAUUGUUGAGAGGACACCAGGGAAGAUAUCUUCUCACUAUCAAUCAUAUAACAGUUUUUUUCCAUUUGAGGGAUGGCAGGAGAAUUCCAGGGCAUAUCAAUUUAGAUAAUGCUGGAACUGCGCUGGCAGCGGAUUGUCCAGUCGUGGUAUGGUUCUAUCGCUGUAAUCCUAACGUGAUAUCUAAUUUGAUAAAACUAGACCCAAUGUUUCCUAGAAGCAUGGAUGCAGGCAAAUCAAAAUAUGGCACCGGGGCGCAGGUGGAGAAACAGGACAUGACUACUAGAUACGUGGUACAUAUCAGCUGA
Molecule: messenger RNA, 547 nt
Organism: Aspergillus steynii IBT 23096
Lineage: Eukaryota; Fungi; Ascomycota; Eurotiomycetes; Eurotiales; Aspergillaceae
Exons: 5
Coding region: 41-547 (168 amino acids)
Source: RefSeq, a predicted model, not a curated record